UUUUAUUCAAAAAUCGUUUUUAUUUCACCCAAAGACUAGAUGUUCAGCUCCUGUCCAAUGAUGCUUUUCAAACUGGUUAUUUUCCUCAUAUUUUGGGUGCUCAAAGGGAAUCUAGCUGUAGCCCAUCGGAACUACACUCAGUGCGAUUCAGUUGCUGAAAAAUGUGUGUCAUAUCAUGACUGUAUUAAUGCAAGGAAUUUAUUGUAUUUCAAAGUUUGUGCUUUGCGAUCAAUUUGUUGUCCGGUUCCAAAACGACGACAUGCAGACUCACCAUCCUCGAGAGCUUGUCUAAACUACUCAAAGGAUAACACUUUUUGUCCGUCUCAUUUGUUUGUAUCCCAUUCGCAUGAAUCAAUUCGAAAUGAGUUACAAUACAUGGCACAUAUCGCUCAGAGCAACCCAAAUGGCACUUACAAAAUCGGGGAUUGCGGCGGCACCCUGAUACAUAAUAAAUUUGUGCUAACAGCUGCCCACUGUGUCAAUCGUGAACGUAACGUUGGCACGCAAGAGGAAGAUUAUGUGGUGCGCAUAGGAGGUCAUAAUGCCACAGAUGGCGAUAUAUAUGAAGUAGCUAGAAAAAUUCCGCAUCCCGACUAUGAUGGUGAUGUUAUGAACGAUAUUGCCCUAGUGGAGUUGACUACAAAAGUUGUGUUUAACGAUCGAAUUAAGCCUGCCUGCUUACCAACAACUAGUGGAGAUGAGCAUGAUAGUAUGACUGUCUCGGGGUGGGGACGAUAUAGCGCAACUACCCCUAAUGCCCAAUCCCCUGUGUUGCGCAAGGCUGACUUAAAACUGUUUCAAUUUUCCGAGUGCGGCCCGGAAGCGCUAGAGGAAAUGCAUAUUUGCGCUGGUGGAGAUAAACAAACAAGCGAUUCAUGCCAAGGAGACUCGGGCGGACCACUCGCUAUAUGGCAUCCGGAAUGGGGCUCGUGCCUGGGGCAGGUAUUCGGCAUUGUUUCACAUGGAUCGCUGUGUCAUGAACCGUCUCCACGUACCAAGUAUAUUCGGGUCUUUCAUUAUCUUUGGUGGAUUGAGGAUAUUGUAUGGAAUGUCACCAGUGAAAAUACAGACUGAG
Drosophila subobscura is the source of this 1075-nucleotide messenger RNA. RefSeq names its product trypsin-7-like. Gene Ontology annotation, biological process: proteolysis. The record is from RefSeq and is a predicted model, not a curated record. The coding region runs from base 40 to 1074 and encodes 344 amino acids. NCBI's taxonomy places the organism in Eukaryota, Metazoa, Arthropoda, Insecta, Diptera, Drosophilidae. The transcript is spliced from 3 exons. Gene Ontology annotation, molecular function: serine-type endopeptidase activity.